CAGGCUGGGUAGUCGAACCCAGAUAAUGUCGACGUGGUAGCAGAACUGUAAUAAAAUUUGAUGGGAAUUUUCAGUUUUGCGUGAGGAGUUGUUAGCAGCGCAGUCAUGCUAGACUUUGCCAUAUUCGCUGUCACGUUUGUCAUAAUUUUAGUUGGUGCUGUUCUCUAUUUGUACCCGUCAUCCAGAAGGGCCUCUGGCAUCCCGGGUCUCUACCCCACAGAUGAAAAAGAUGGAAACCUGCAGGAUAUCAUCAACAGAGGCAGUCUGCAUGAGUUCCUGGUCAGUUUGCAUCAGGAGUUUGGCUCUGUGGCUUCGUUCUGGUUUGGUGGUCGGCCGGUGGUCAGCCUGGGCUCUGUAAAUCAGUUACGGCAGCACAUUAACCCAAACCACACCACUGACUCUUUUGAGACGAUGCUGAAGUCGCUGCUAGGCUACCAGUCUGGGAUGGGAGGCGGGUCCAACGAGUCUGUGAUAAGGAAGAAGCUGUAUGAGACUGCCAUCAACAACACCCUGAAGAACAACUUCCCUCUCAUACUCAAGGUAGCAGAUGAGCUGGUGGGAAAAUGGAAGUCAUUCCCAGAGGCUCAACAUAUCCCACUAUGUGCCCACCUGCUCGGUCUGGCCCUGAAGACCGUAACCCAGCUGGCUCUGGGUGAGCGCUUCAAAGACGACGCAGAGGUCAUUUCCUUCCGCAAAAACCACGACGCGAUCUGGUCAGAAAUCGGGAAAGGCUACAUGGACGGCUCCCUGGAGAAGAGCUCCAGUAGAAAAGGACAUUAUGAGAAUGCCUUGUCGGAGAUGGAGUCUUUGCUGCGGUCGGUGGCGAAGGAGAGAAAAGCCCAGAGGAAGCAGGGGGUGUUUGUAGACGCUCUUCAUCAGUCCAGCCUCACAGAUCAACAGAUCAUGGAGGACUGCAUGGUUUUCACUUUGGCUGGAUGUGUCAUCACUGCAAACUUGUGUAUUUGGGCACUUCACUUCCUCUCUACCUCAGAGGAAGUCCAGGACAAGUUGUACCAGGAGCUGGAGGAGGUUUUGGGCUCUGAUCCAGUUACCCUGGAUAAGAUUCCUCAGCUCAGAUACUGCCAGCAGGUCCUAAACGAGACGGUGAGGACCGCCAAGCUGACCCCUGUCGCUGCUCGGCUUCAGGAAGUGGAGGGAAAAGUCGAUGAACAUGUCAUUCCCAAAGAGACUUUGGUGAUCUACGCCUUGGGAGUGGUUCUGCAAGACGCUGAGACCUGGAGCGUCCCAUACAGGUUUGAUCCAGAUCGAUUUAAGGAGGAACCUGCCAGGAAGAGCUUCUGCCUGCUCGGCUUCUCAGGGAAUCAGACAUGUCCGGAGCUCAGGUUUGCCUACACUGCAGCUACGGUCCUGCUCAGCACGUUGGUGCGUCGACUGAAGCUUCACCAGCUGACGGGACAAGUGGCGGAGGUCCGAUCUGAACUGGUGUCCACACCAAAAGAGGAAACCUGGAUUACUGUCAGCAGCAGAAGCUGAAACUAUUUUGUAAAACCCUGCAGAUGGAGAGGAGAUAUCAGACGCCCGUAUGCAGAAAAGCAAUUAAUUUAACAUCAGUAUUGAGAACUGGCAGCACAGUAAUAAAACACUGGUCUGUGUGCAGGUCAGAUUUGGACUUGUAGACUCCCAUCUGUGCUGUCAUUUCCAUAACGACUGCUUGAGUCAGUUCCUGCUUGUUGUGGCUUGUUUAAAAGAGCCACACAGCAUCAUGUCAUUUCAUUCAUUUUUUUUAAAAAGACGUCUUGUUUAUUAAAUAGAAAAAACGA
Molecule: messenger RNA, 1781 nt
Organism: Melanotaenia boesemani (Boeseman's rainbowfish)
Lineage: Eukaryota; Metazoa; Chordata; Actinopteri; Atheriniformes; Melanotaeniidae
Gene: cyp20a1
Product: cytochrome P450 20A1
Exons: 13
Coding region: 106-1494 (462 amino acids)
Cellular component (GO): membrane
Molecular function (GO): iron ion binding; monooxygenase activity; heme binding
Source: RefSeq, a predicted model, not a curated record